GAAAAAUAUCACUAGGCCUUUUGAGGAUCAAACAUCAUUGGAAUUUUUUUCCAAGAAAUCCGAUUGUUCUCUGUUUAUGUUUGGCUCUCAUAACAAGAAGCGACCUAACAACUUGAUAAUAGGUCGUAUGUUUGACUAUCAUAUCUUAGACAUGAUUGAGCUGGGCGUUGAGAAGUUUGUAUCCCUAAAAGAUGUCAAGAACAGUAAAUGUCCUGAAGGAACAAAACCUAUGUUGAUAUUUGCUGGUGACAUGUUUGAUGUAAACGAAGAAUACAGAAGACUGAAGAGCCUUCUUAUUGAUUUCUUCAGAGGUCCUAGUGUGCCAAAUAUUCGUCUGGCUGGUUUAGAGCAUGUUCUGCAUUUCACAGCUGUAGAUGGGAAAAUUUACAUGCGAAGCUAUAAGGUUCUUCUGAAGAAAUCUGGCUGUAAAAUACCAAGAAUUGAACUAGAAGAGAUGGGACCUUCUUUAGAUCUGGUUAUGAGGAGGACACAUUUAGCUUCAGAUGACCUUUAUAAGCUGUCUUUAAAACAACCAAAAGCCCUGAAGCCUAAGAAGAAAAAGAAUAUCUCCCAUGACGUGUUUGGUACAACUUACGGUCGAAUCCACAUGCAGAAGCAAGACCUUGGUAAACUGCAGACACGGAAAAUGAAAGGGUUAAAAAAGAGACCAGCAGAGAAGUCAGCUGAAGAUGGUGGGGUUAGUCCCAAAAAGUCAAAAUCAGAUGGAUAGUGUGGAACAGCUUUGAAGAUUCUCUGUACCUUUUAAGUUUAGUAUAUAUAUUGUAAUAUAAAUGUGUUGGACAUUAAGAAUUCAGCUGCUAUUAGCUUUAGUUUUAUAAAAAAAUCUUUUUAAUGGUUUGUCAUUUUAAAGGGCACAUGGAAGUAUUGAGCUUUAACAUGGAACUCGGUUAUUUAAAAUAAAAAAAAUGUGAUAUGACUUCCUUAGUUUUCC
Molecule: messenger RNA, 952 nt
Organism: Pterocles gutturalis (yellow-throated sandgrouse)
Lineage: Eukaryota; Metazoa; Chordata; Aves; Pterocliformes; Pteroclidae
Gene: RPF2
Product: ribosome production factor 2 homolog (S. cerevisiae)
Exons: 7
Biological process (GO): ribosomal large subunit assembly; maturation of LSU-rRNA from tricistronic rRNA transcript (SSU-rRNA, 5.8S rRNA, LSU-rRNA)
Cellular component (GO): nucleolus
Molecular function (GO): rRNA binding
Source: RefSeq, a predicted model, not a curated record